Messenger RNA from Trichechus manatus latirostris (Florida manatee), 5683 nucleotides. It is a transcript of the gene ZNF239, whose product is annotated as zinc finger protein 239. Gene Ontology annotation, cellular component: nucleus. Gene Ontology annotation, molecular function: DNA-binding transcription factor activity, RNA polymerase II-specific; RNA polymerase II cis-regulatory region sequence-specific DNA binding. The transcript is spliced from 3 exons. Bases 1187 to 2701 code for a protein of 504 amino acids. Lineage: Eukaryota; Metazoa; Chordata; Mammalia; Sirenia; Trichechidae. The record is from RefSeq and is a predicted model, not a curated record. Gene Ontology annotation, biological process: regulation of transcription by RNA polymerase II.
UUAGAAGUAAGCCACUGUUAGGUUUCUCUCUCAUAUUCAGCAUCUCCAAAUCUCAUCAAUUCUUUUUGGUUUUAAAUUCUUUUAAAUUUAUUAACACUCUUAAUUCCCACAGAUUUCACCCUAAAAUGGAUCCACUUAAUGCUUGAGUUAUGGUAAAAAAUAAACAAGUUUGUUGACAUCAUUUUUCAAGCCCCAGUCAGAUGUUGCAAGUAGACUUGUCUCCCUUAAACAUACCAUUUUGGAUAAAAAUGGGAAUUAGCUUUAGUCGCUGGUGUAGAGCAUCUAAACUCUCUGCCUGGCUCUGGAGGCUUUUGUACCCUAGAGAGCACUGUUUCUGCUACCCAAGCUUACCCACCUUUCCACCUAAGCCUGUUCCUAAGGUCCUCCAUGCGUCCUUGCUCUGGAGUCUUCAAUUAUACCAAGUUUUAGUUUCUAAUUAAUUUUGUUCUUUAAGAGUUUUUUCGAAGUCCAUAUCCUGGGUGCAGCCUUUGAUCACCUCUUCCAGUUGACCCCUUGUUCUAAGAGCUUUCUAUUUCCCAGUCUCAGACCUGAUUACAUAUUGUUUUGUAUGCUUUUUUUUUAACCCAUUGGAUCUGUGACUGAUGUGUUUCCCUUGUUUCCAGCCGGGUUCCUAGAGGGAAAGCAAUGUUUCUAAUACUUCUAGUGCUGUGUACACAGUAUUUAAUAAUUGUUGAUAAUACUUUAGCAGAGAAGAAAUAUUUCUUACAGUCUCGUGGGAGAGACAUUAAGUAAACAGACUCUAAAUCUGCUAAGUCCUACAAAGGGUAUAGCAGCACUCUGAGAAAAUGAUGGCAUUGAUGGGAUGACGGUGAUGUGUGUGUCAUUUAGAGUUUCAGGCAAAGCCUGUGAAGUGACAUUUCGACUGAGAUCUAAAGGAUCAAUAGGCAUCAAGCAGGUGACUAAUGAGAGGAAGAAUAUUCCAGGAAGAGGGAAUAGUGCAGUAGAAGACCCUAAGACCUGGAAGAAGGAGUAUGGCUAGCACACAGGGAGCAUCUGGGAAGAAUGGAGUGGGAAGAAGUGGUAUGGAAGGCCCGGCUCAUAUCGUGGCACUGAAGGCACUGGUUCUGGUCAUUUGCUAUUACAAACAAUCUGCAGUGAGUAAUCUUGUGUAAAUAUCAUUUCACAACUGUGCAUGGAAAUCUGAAGAGUAAAAUCCCAAACUGGAAUGCUGAGUAGUGUGUACAUUUGCAAUUUUGGAGAACUGAAUGAAAAUUCUGUAGAGACUCUUCAAGAGAAAGGACUUAGGGAUCUUUUACAUGAAGAGCUUUCCUACUGGCUAAUUUUGGAAAAGAUGGCUAAUACAAUAACUGGGAGUCAGGAUUAUAUUGUGAAUCUUCAAGAGGAAGUGUAUGAAGACCCAGAACUAGAUCAUUCCGCUUGUCAAAAGUGGAGAGAAGCUUCUUCUCGUAUUUCUAGAAAUAAGAACAUGGUAACUCUUCAAAGUGAUGAUUUAAAAAAAAAGGAAAAUGAAGAAUAUCUGUCUUUGAAAGUCCCAAGCCAAAUGUCCACACAGGACUCUUCGGUGAAGUUCUGUAAGAAUGAGCCACAGGAUUCUAAGGAAAGCAAAAGUCUCUUUGUAAUUGAAGAAAGUACUCAGAGAAAAGUGAUAUGGGGGGAAAGUCCUCCCAUGGACCAUUGUUCAGACAACCUUCAAGUUAAACUUCUGUCAGAUGUAACAGAACUGGUCCCUCCAUUGUUCAGUGGUGAGGCAAUCUGCCACAAUAGCCAGUUGAAAGAAUCCUUGGAUCCCUUUGACUAUACCCAUAAAGGCAUUUAUGGUUGUAAAUCACAGUUUGUCAGUUAUUGUCAUCAGAAGGCUCAUAUAAAUGAGAAACUUUGUAACUGUAAUGACUGUGGAAGAAUACUUAAGAUCAGCCCAAAGGUUCAUCCAUAUGAGAGAAUCCGCUCAGAAGAGAAACUACAUAAAUGUGUUCAGUGUGGUAAGGACUUUAGUCAGAGCUCAGAACUACUACGUCAUCAGAGAGACCACACAGAAGAAAAACCCUAUAAAUGUGAGCAGUGUGGGAAGGGCUUCACAAGGAGCUCGAGUCUCCUCAUUCAUCAAGCAGUCCAUACAGAUGAGAAACCUUAUAAGUGUGACAGGUGUGAGAAGGGCUUCACAAGAAGCUCAAGUCUACUCAUUCAUCAUGCAGUUCAUACAGGUGAGAAACCUUAUAAAUGUGACAGGUGUGGGAAGGGCUUUAGUCAGAGUUCCAAACUGCACAUCCAUCAGCGAGUACACACUGGAGAGAAGCCCUAUGAGUGUGGUGAGUGUGGUAUGAGCUUCAGUCAGCGCUCUAACCUACACAUCCACCAGCGAGUCCACACAGGAGAGAGGCCCUACAAAUGUGGAGAGUGCGGGAAGGGCUUCAGUCAGAGUUCAAACCUUCAUAUUCAUCGGUGCAUACACACCGGAGAGAAGCCUUACCAAUGCUAUGAGUGUGGGAAGGGCUUCAGUCAGAGUUCAGAUCUUCGCAUCCAUCUCCGAGUCCACACUGGAGAGAAGCCCUAUCAUUGUGGCAAGUGUGGGAAAGGAUUUAGCCAGAGUUCCAAACUCCUCAUUCAUCAGAGAGUACAUACUGGAGAGAAGCCCUAUGAGUGUAGCAAGUGUGGAAAGGGCUUCAGCCAGAGCUCCAACCUUCACAUCCACCAGCGGGUUCACAGAAAAGAUACCUGUUAAAUGAUGUGAGCCCACUAAGGUCUUCAGUCAGUGCUUGUACUGUAAAGACUUAAAUAUUUUUAACAACACUCUUACCUUUAUGUUCUACAAAGGGGAGAAAUAGUGAAGAUUAUUCAGAUAUGUUCCUUCACUGAAAAGCAUUCAUUUAUUUUAAAAGUAAUUUAAGUACCAAGCACUUUUUAUGCUAUACAAAGAAUAGAUUGCUGUGGUUCCUCAGAUGAAGAGAGUGAAAACACUUGUACUCAAUAAUUGAGCCAGUGUUACUAGAGCUACACAUCCUGCCCAACAUUUUUAACCAGGAGAACUUUAUAUUUGUCCAACCAGGACAUGGUUCCCUUGCUCACAUUCUCUAACAAAUUGGAACUCUGGUGUCUCCUCAAAUCACGUGCCUUGUGGUUUUCCAUACUUCCUUCUGGCCCUGAGUAGCGCACUCUAAACUGAUUGUGUAAUAUGCCAGUUUUAGGCUGAGGGGGUGGUUGGCAGUAUGAUGGACAUGGAAACUCUUGGGUUUAUUGCAAAAAUACAUAACAGGCUGCAGCUACACAACAAGGAAUGGAAUAAUUAGUCAUGUAGUACAUCCCCAUACACUAUUUUGGCAGGAUGUUGAGUAUCCCUCCCUCCUCCCUGAAGCAACUGUUCAGGAACAUAAAAGACAACUGUCGUCUCAUCAGUUCUCACUUAUGGUGACCCCAUGUGUGUCAGAGUAGAACUAGGCUCCAUAACGUUUUCAGUGGCUGCUUUUUUUCAGAAGUAAAUCUCCAAGCCUUUCUUCUAAGGUGCCUCUGGGUGGACUCAAACCUCCAGCCUUUCAGUUAGCAGCCAAGCACAUGAACCGUUUGUACCACCCAGUGACUCCUCAGGAAUAUAAGUAGUUCUUUUUCCUAGGUGUGGCUAAUUUACUGGUGUACUUCCAAAUCUCACGACGUCAGGUGACCUCCCCCAAACUAAAGCCAAGUAGGGUACAUACACCAUGUUGAAACAUGUCAAGUGAAAUAUAUUUAAGGAUAUUUAAUUCCUCUCAACACUUUUCUAUCUUGUUUCCUUAAUCUUCUUCUCCACCAUGUUCUAUACUAAGCAAAACAAAGGAAAAGUUUGAUAUUUUUCUUUUCAGCUUACCUCUUUUUAUAAUAUUUGAUGUAUAGUACCCCAAAAUAGUCAUUUGACUUUUUACAGCAUCCCCAGCCUCCUUAGAAUUCACUGUGGACAUCUGACACAUAUUUGUACAAUUUUUAUAUUUGGCUAGAAGUACAUCAUAUAAAAAUAGCUACACAGAUUUUUGUUUUUUUCAUUCAAGGCAUAAAGUACUAUUGUACAAAAUAGAACCACCCAGUUAGAAUGAUCAGGGAAGUUUGCAUGAAAGAGAGACAAUUUAAGGUUUUUUUUUUAACAUACUUAAGAACUGUAUUUAGAGAGUAUGUUUGGGAAGGGCAGACUUAUCAUUGGGUAUUACGGGUGGAACUGGAUGUGGGGAUCGGUACCUCAGAGUUAGGCAUUCAUCUCCUAGGAGUUACUAAAGUUCAUGCAACAGCUGAGGGUAGAAAAUUCAAAUACAUAACUAAAUUGAAAGUUACGAGACAGUGAGCUCCAAAUUGCAGCCCUGAUUUUCUAAACAAAGGUUAAUGAUUCCUCGGGCAGUGCUGAAGAGGUUGCCUAGUAUUCUAUAUCCCAGUCUUUCCCCAAAUACUAGUAUCCAUAUAUAAAAAAUACCAGACAGGGAAGAUAUGGAUACUGUAUUAACUUGGGAAGGAGGGACUGCAACCAAGAGUAUACAUCUAGACCAGAGGUAACCUUAGGCAGCCAACUGGGAAUAAGCAGGGGGAGGCAUCAUACAUAGAACCAUUAAUUCAGGGGGAGCAUAGCUAAUUUCUAAUAAGGUAUGAAAAAGUAAGACAUUUGCCUUUCUUCAAGAGAUAUUCCCUUAAUAUAUGACUCCAACUCUGAGCAUGACAUAUGGUGAUGAUUUAGGGUGAUGACUCAGCAUUUGCUCUUUAGUAUUGCAUAAUAUCCCUCAUUGCUUGCUUGGGUACUAUGAGGCAGUCUCAUAAAUGAUGUGAUUCUGUUUCCGUGAUCUCUAAAAUAAUGAAUGCCCCCCCACGCCCGGUUUCUCCAACCCUUUUAUAAGAUUGUGCCUGAACAUCUAUUCUUAUGGGUUUGACUUUUUAACAUAUAUCUUCUAAUCGGCUGGUGUUAUAUAAAUCUAAUGGGGAUUUGGAGCCAAAUAAGUACCACUAGGAUCCAUAUACAGUAAAGCCAGAGGAUAGGUCUGAAAUCUGAGUCUCAAAUGGGUAUUAAAAUAAUCUGUUUUUCUCAAUUUCCUUUGAUCUAUGCCUUAUCAAUGUUUUUAACUAUGUUUUAUUUUUAAUGUUCUCUCUUAUGCAUUUCCUUCUUUAGUACUAUUUAAAUGUGAUCAAAGUCCUUGGGGAGCAUUUCUCUGAUUAUAGAAGGGAAGUCUGUGGAAACCAAUAGAUUGGAAAAAGAGGGACUCAUGCACAAAAAUGCAGGAAGAACAACAGGAGAUAUGUUACAUUUCAUCAGAUCUUAAGAUACCAUGAAUUAUAAAAAGAAACCUAUGUAUACUAAAAAAUAAAAUAUUGGCAAUUAAAUUACAUACCAUUAGUUCUAAAACACACCUGUUUCAGAAAUGUGAAGAUGAAAACAAAAAAUGUAUCUUAGGAUUGCUGAAAAAUGGUUCCUUUUCAGAGUUCAGGGGUUCAUCCAACUUGAUGCUUUAUUAGUACUCACUGAUUUGAGUUGAUGGUUUUGGAUAGUCUCAUUAAUUACCCAUCAUAUGCAAUUGAUAAUUCUGUUACUAGCAUAGCAAAGGUUUUAGGUUACAGAUUAUUUAGUAUUUGUUGUGUACUGGAGAUUAACUUUUCCAGUGCUUGAAAUUUUUUUAAUUGUGCUUUAGGUGGAAGUUUACAAUUCAAGUUAGUUUCUCAUACAAAAAUUUAUACACACAUUGUUAUGUGACCCUAGUUGCUC